AUGGAGGUGGACAACCAGACCCGGGUGACCAAGUUCGUUCUGGUGGGCUUCCCCGGCACCUGGGGGGUGCGUGCCGCGAUAUUCCUGAUGUUCCUCGUGGCCUACAUCCUGACUGUGGCCGAAAACCUGGUCAUCAUCUUGCUGGUGCAACAGAACCGUCCACUGCACAAGCCCAUGUACUUCUUCCUGGCCAACCUGUCCUUCCUGGAGACCUGGUACAUCUCUGUGACGGUGCCCAAGCUGCUGGUCAGCUUCUGGUCCGUGAGCAACACCAUCCCCUUCACCCACUGCAUGACCCAGCUCUACUUCUUCAUCGCGCUCAUGUGCACGGAGUGUGUGCUCCUGGCCGCCAUGGCCUACGACCGCUACGUGGCCAUCUGCCGCCCACUCCACUACCCGACUGUGAUGAGCCAUGGGCUCUGCACCCGCCUGGCUCUCGGGUCCUGGGUCAUUGGCUUCGGCAUCUCCCUGGCGAAGAUCUACUUCAUCUCCCGCCUCAGCUUCUGCGGCCCCAACACCAUCAACCACUUCUUCUGUGACAUCUCUCCCGUGCUCAACCUCUCCUGCACAGACAUGUCCACAGCUGAGCUGGUGGACUUCGUCCUGGCCCUCGUCAUCUUUCUCUUCCCGCUGGCCAUCACCGUGCUGUCCUACGGGUGCAUCCUGGCCACCGUCGUGCGCAUGCCCACGGGGAAGCAGAAGGCUUUCUCCACGUGCGCCUCUCACCUGGUGGUGGUCACCAUCUUCUACUCCGCCACGAUCUUCAUGUACGCGCGGCCCCGCGCCAUCCACGCCUUCAACAUGAACAAAGUCAUUUCCAUCUUCUAUGCCAUCGUCACGCCUGCGCUCAACCCUUUCAUUUACUGCCUGAGGAACCGCGAGGUCAAGGAGGCUCUGAGGAAGCUGGUCUCCUGCCGGCCCCCUCGCUCGGACUAG
Molecule: messenger RNA, 936 nt
Organism: Echinops telfairi (small Madagascar hedgehog)
Lineage: Eukaryota; Metazoa; Chordata; Mammalia; Afrosoricida; Tenrecidae
Product: olfactory receptor 6B1
Exons: 1
Coding region: 1-936 (311 amino acids)
Biological process (GO): G protein-coupled receptor signaling pathway
Cellular component (GO): membrane
Molecular function (GO): olfactory receptor activity; G protein-coupled receptor activity
Source: RefSeq, a predicted model, not a curated record